This is a messenger RNA of Lactuca sativa (garden lettuce), 828 nucleotides long. The record is from RefSeq and is a predicted model, not a curated record. Lineage: Eukaryota; Viridiplantae; Streptophyta; Magnoliopsida; Asterales; Asteraceae.
AUGACCGAUCGGCUUGAAGUGGGUAUUCAAGGUAAAGUGAGAUCCAGCAGGGAAGAUCAUAAAGCACAAGCUCUCGCCGGUGCAAAUGGGUGGAAGGUCCAUCAUCUCAAUGUGAAGUCAACAUUCUUGAAUGGAAAGCUGGAAGAAGAAGUGUAUGUAGUACAACCAGAGGGAUUUGAGAAGAAAGGAAGCUGGAACUCAGAUGUAAAGGAGUUCAAGCUAGAGAUGAAAGCUAAGUUCGAGAUGAGUGAUCUUGGCCUGUUGACUUAUUACUUAGGAAUCGAAGUCAACCAACACAGUACAGGAAUAACAUUGAAACAGGAGGCUUAUGCAAAUAAUCUCUUAAACAAGACUCGAAUGUUGGAUUGUAAUGCCACAAGAACUCCAAUAGAGCACAAGAUAAAGUUGAGCAAGAAUGAAGAAGGAGAACUGGUUGAUCCUACUGAAUACAGAAGCAUUGUAGGUGCUCUAAGGCACCUAACUCACACUCGUCCCGAUCUCUCGUUUUUAGUAGGGGUAGUAAGUAGAUUUAUGGAGAAACCAACAAUCAAGCAUCUCCAAGUUGUAAAAGGAAUACUUAGGUACAUAAAGGGUACCUUAAAUUAUGGCUUGACUUACACCAGAAGUGAAGGUAGAGUCACCCUUAUAAGGUACUCUGACAGUGAUUUUGGAAAAGAUAUGAAUGAUGUGAAAAGCACAGGUGGGACAGCAUUCUAUAUGAAUGGGAAUCUGGUAACAUGGGGAUCACAGAAGCAACGAAGUGUAGCUCUAUCGUCAUGUGAAGCAGAGUUUAUGGCUACAACCACAGCAGCCUGUCAAGGCAUUUAG